Strongylus vulgaris is the source of this 756-nucleotide messenger RNA. The record is from the annotation of a GenBank genome assembly. NCBI's taxonomy places the organism in Eukaryota, Metazoa, Nematoda, Chromadorea, Rhabditida, Strongylidae.
AUGCCUCUUGGAGCUCGAAAAAAAAAGUCUCAAACUCAUCUGUCGGCUCAUAAUCUGGAAGAUCCUCAUACACUUAUUCUAGACUGCCAAUAUCUCAGAUUUCUACAAUCACUCGAUCAAAAACAAACGGAUAUAGCUAGUGUCAGUCGUCCUCUGACGUUGACCGAUGUGUUAUUGCAUGAUUUGAUGCGAGGACGUUGCAAUUUUCUUCAGAAACCGCAUCCUGAGUACUACAACUUCCCGAAACAUUUCGAAUGGUCCACUGCCACAGCCGCUUUUCAGAUAGAAGGCGCCGCACGAGAAGAUGGUCGUGGACCCUCUGUGUGGGAUGAAUACACGAGAAAACCAGGGAAGAUAAAAGACAAUUCAACGGCAGACGUAGCAUCUGACAGUUACCACAAGUUCCGAGAAGAUAUUCAGUUGAUGAAGUCUCUUGGUGUGACCCAUUACCGAUUUUCUCUCUCUUGGCCUCGGAUCUUUCCGACUGGCGUCGGCAAGACAAACCCCAAGGGAGUAAAGUACUACCACGAUGUCAUCGAUGCUCUUCUCGAAAAUGGCAUUAAACCAAUGAUAACUCUCUACCACUGGGACCUUCCGUUGGCUCUUCAUGAUCAAGGCGGAUGGUUGAAUCGGGAUAUUGUAAAGUGGUUCCGCCUUUACGCUGUUUUCUGUUUCAAAGAAUAUGGCGAUAAGGUACACGCUACAAGGUUUUUUGAAUUAAACAUUAUUCUCCACUCGGUACAAAAAAAAAGGUAG